Molecule: messenger RNA, 1052 nt
Organism: Spinacia oleracea (spinach)
Lineage: Eukaryota; Viridiplantae; Streptophyta; Magnoliopsida; Caryophyllales; Amaranthaceae
Exons: 7
Coding region: 163-849 (228 amino acids)
Molecular function (GO): protein binding
Source: RefSeq, a predicted model, not a curated record
GUAUUCAGCAACGAAGAUUAACAAAGUCCAAGCCGAAAUUUCAGCGCUUUUCCUAAGCAAUUCCAUCUUCAACGAAAGCACAACCAUUUCUUUCUGGGUUUUUUUUUUGUGAUUAUCUGAACUAAAUUCUUCAUCAAAUUGAGAAAAUCAAAUCAAUAAAAGAUGAGUGAGAUUCAAAUUGAAGAAAGCAGCAGCGAUCCCACACUGGUUGAAAUCCUUCUCAAAACAAUCGGCCCUUCUCGCCCUUCUCGCCUUAAACUCCCUCCUCAAAUUAAGGUGCGUGAUUUGAGAAAAUUAGUUGCUGUAAAUAAAAAUUUACCAAUUGAGAGUUUGAAGCUAAUAUCGCGAGGGAGUGCAUUGCAUGAUAGCGAAAAUGGAGAAGAUGUUCGUGUUCAGCUUGCAGAUGGUGAUUGCUUGAUUGUAGCAGUCAGACCGAAGGCACCACCGAAGCAUCUUAGAGCUGGAUAUGAUGAGGAUGAGGAUGACGAUGAAGAUGAUUUGAAGUUCCAGCUCCCAGAAUCAACAAGUCGAUUGAAGUGGAAGCUAUAUCGUAUUUUACAUGAUAAGCUGAAACUUCCUGAUAUCAUUUUGAUCGCAAUUUUCUCUCUCAGCUUAAAGGCGUGGGCCUUGAUAAUCCUAUGGUUUAUCUUGGCUCCUGUUGCACAUCGAUGGGAUCUGGGACCAUUAUAUAUACUUGGAACAGGAUUUUUUAUCAUCUUUUGGAAUCUUGGAAAUCGUCAAUCAGGUGAACUCAGUGCAUAUUCAAUCUUCAAUGAGGACUUCAGAGAACUUCCGGGAACUCUUAACGCAGAACGCUUGGACAGAGACCUACGAACAGGUCAGCUUUAAUGUGAUGGUACAAACGCAUUAUAAUGUAUCUGCAGGAUACCUGAAGAAAAUAUGUAAGCACAAUUUUUGUGAUAGAUUAGGUUCUCAUGAUCUGUAAGCACAAACUCCUCUUGAAUACGCCGUGUGUAUAUGCUGAAAUUAUGACUGAAGUUGUCAAUACAGUUUUGGUCAUGGAAAAGUUACUGUAAAGUUUCUCACCAUAA